GCUGACCUGAGGGUAUAAAAGAGCACUAGACAGAGGUUGUCAGGACAGAAAGUUUAAGGAGACUGCAGAUAUGCUCAGGUUUCUUUUGUUGACCUYUCUUGCAUCCCUGGUUCUGGCUGAACCCCAGCCCAGGUACCUGAAGGAUGGUAUUGGUGAGGAAAGAGUUGUGGGAGGAGAGGUGGCCAAUCCUAACUCCUGGCCAUGGCAGAUCUCCCUCCAGUACCUGUCUGGAGGCUCCUACUACCACACCUGYGGAGGAACUCUCGUUAGGAGAGGAUGGGUCAUGACUGCUGCUCACUGUGUGGACAGAUCCAUGACUUGGCGUGUCGUUCUUGGAGAUCAUGACAUUUACAACCACGAGGGAAAGGAGCAGUACUUGAGYGUGAGCCAGGUCUACGUCCACCCUAACUGGAACUCCAACAAUGUGGCUGGAGGUUACGACAUUGCUCUGCUGCRUCUGUCCACUGACGCCGCCCUCAGCAACUACGUCCAACUGGGCGUUCUUCCUCCCUCCGGUCAGGUUUUGGCCCACAACCACCCCUGCUACAUCACUGGAUGGGGACGCACUCAGACUGGUGGUAACCUGUCUGCUCAGCUGAAGCAAGCCUACCUGCCUGUUGUUGAUUACAACACCUGUGCCAGCUCCGGUUGGUGGGGCAGCACUGUGAACAGCGCCAUGGUCUGUGCUGGAGGUUACAGCGACUCUGGUUGUCAGGUGAGCCACCUGUUGAACUCCCUCUUUUCAACAAAAAGUGGACAAUCAUAA
Messenger RNA from Poecilia reticulata (guppy), 766 nucleotides. The record is from RefSeq and is a predicted model, not a curated record. NCBI's taxonomy places the organism in Eukaryota, Metazoa, Chordata, Actinopteri, Cyprinodontiformes, Poeciliidae.